Molecule: messenger RNA, 1992 nt
Organism: Rhizophagus irregularis DAOM 181602=DAOM 197198
Lineage: Eukaryota; Fungi; Glomeromycota; Glomeromycetes; Glomerales; Glomeraceae
Source: RefSeq, a predicted model, not a curated record
AUGUCUAAUACUAAAAGCACUCAAAAGAGAAUAAGUGAAAGUACGGAAGAAACUUUAACUUUGACUACACCCAUCAUAUAUCCUAGUAGAAAAAAAGUAAAAGUUAAUGAACCAAAUAACCAAUUAGAAACUUUUACAACAAUUAUUCAACAAUCAAUUGAAAUAGAUAAUAAUCUUAUUGACAUUAUAAAACAACAUCCCGUAGUCAAUCUACCAAAACUGGGACAAAAUAAACUUCAGGAUCGUUUUCACUUUUCUAAUGAAACUUUAUCUUUUAUAAGACAUAAAAAUCAUCAUAAUCAGAUCACAAAAGCAUUCAUAAAGAUGGCAAAAGAAGAAAGCAGUUCUAAAUGUCUCUAUAUACGUGGAUCUUCUGGUUUAGGAAAGUCGCACAGCUUAUAUUAUCUCGUUUCAGAACUUCGUAUACAACCUGAUUACAGAGUAACAUACAUUAAUAGUUGUGAAGAGUGGUGGAUAUCUCAUCAGAUUGAACCAUAUCAAUACCUAAUAAAUGAGCUUCUAUGUACUUUCAAUAAAGAUUUAUUGUCUCCACUUACAAUAACUGAUUGGGCUGAACUUGUGAUUUAUGGUCUUACAACUAAUAUACGUGAAAAAUUGAAUGCCGCUGAUAAAGAUCAACAUAGCAUCAAGUUUAAUAGGUUUAAUGACAUAAAUACUAGGAAAGAUCGCUUUAAAUUAUUCAUUAAUGAAUUAGCAGAUUUUGUUAAACAUGAUUUUUAUUGGGUUUGGAUCUUUGACCAAUGUGAUGCUUUACAUAAACAUGAAGUUCUUAACGAAUAUCCUUUUACAUUGGUAAAUAGUCUUAAUAGAAUUUUAGAAAAUGCUGGUCUUAUUAUUGUUUCAGAAACUUCUAGCAAUGAAAUAUGCCAAUUUAAAUCAUGGAAUAAGUUACAACUAUUUGAUGGUUAUGAUGAUGAAGAGUUCAAUCAAUGGUGUAUAUUACAUGGUUAUGAUGGAAAUGAAGAUCAAUUGAAUUAUGUGAAAUAUUGGACAGGCGCUAAUCCCUUGGAAUUGGAUACAUGGCAUAGUACAGAUGCAGGAGAUUUAAAGAAGAAAGCUAAAAAUGCUAAUCCCUCAGAAUUGGAUAUGUGGGAUUUAAUGAAGAAAACUAAAUACUACUUUGGAAAAAGAGAAUGUGAUAUAACAAGAGAUUACAAAAUUUAUCAAGAAAAUUUGUCAAAAACUAAGAAAAAGAAUCUCAAUCAAUGUGUUGUUUCUAUGAUUCUUCAAACUGAUCCACCUACCAAGAGAGAUGGAAUGAAUCGAAAAUUUAUGCAUGUUGGUAAUAUUACAUUUCAGGAUGUGAAUGAGGAAGAUGAAAAAACAAAAAAAACAAUCAUUGCCAAUUACCCAUUUAUCAGACUAGUCAUGAUUCAUGUCCAUGGUAAAGAAAUUAUUGAUGAUCUUGGAAAAGUUACUUCAACAAUUCUACAAAGUAACAUAUUUAUUAAUAAAAAAAAGGAAAGGAUCGCAUCAUUAUAUAUCACAACAAUAUUAGAUAUUGUAAGAAAAUUUGAGUUCAGAUGUUGGGAAUUUGGAUUUCCAAGUUCAAAUGUAUUUGACAAAAGCAUUGUUUUUGACAAAAUCUUCAGAUUAGUCAAUAAUGAUGUACCUUCUUCCAUGUAUAAUUUCGCAGUGUACAAAAAUGUUCUUUUCAUUCCGGAGUUCCUUAACUAUCCUGGUGUAGAUUUUCUUAUCUGGAAUUCUGAGGAUAAAGUAUUACUUGCAUUUCAAAUUGCUAUAAAUAAGCUUAAUGAUAGAAAAAAUGAAAGUAAUUUUACAAAAGAAAAUAAUGGUCCAUCUUUAAAAAGCAAGUGGGCAAAUCUGUUUAGAAUAAAUGAAUCUAAUAUUUAUUUUAUUUGGAUUACCCGUGAUAACACCAUUAAUAAAGUUACUAAAAGUUCAUCCAAUCAGCUUCAUGUAUCAUUUUCAAGCAUAAAAAAUCAAUUUCCAGCUUUAGCAAAUUUGUAG